Vicia faba (fava bean) is the source of this 921-nucleotide messenger RNA. NCBI's taxonomy places the organism in Eukaryota, Viridiplantae, Streptophyta, Magnoliopsida, Fabales, Fabaceae. The record is from the annotation of a GenBank genome assembly.
AUGGGAGUUCAAGAAAAUGACACACUUUCACAAUUGAGUUUACCACCUGGUUUUAGAUUUUACCCAACCGAUGAAGAGCUUCUUGUUCAAUAUCUUUGUCGCAAAGUUGCUGGUCAUCAUUUUUCUCUUCAAAUUAUUGCUGAAAUUGAUCUCUACAAAUUCGACCCAUGGGUUCUUCCAAGUAAAGCGAUUUUCGGAGAGAAAGAAUGGUAUUUCUUUAGCCCGAGAGAUAGAAAGUAUCCAAACGGGACUAGACCCAAUAGAGUAGCUGGAUCUGGAUAUUGGAAAGCUACUGGAACUGAUAAGAUUAUCACAAACGAAGGUAGAAAAGUUGGUAUCAAAAAAGCACUUGUUUUCUAUGUUGGAAAAGCUCCUAAAGGCACCAAAACUAAUUGGAUUAUGCAUGAGUAUCGUCUUCUUGAUUCUUCUCGAAACAACGGCGGCACCAAGUUAGAUGAUUGGGUUCUGUGUCGAAUAUACAAGAAAAACUCAAGUGCACAAAAAGCGAAUCCAAACGGCGUCGUUUCGAGCAGAGAAUACACACAAUACAGCAACGGUUCAUCUUCGUCUUCUUCCUCUCACAUCGACGAAGUUCUGGAAUCACUUCCAGAGAUCGACGACCGUUGUUUCAUGCUGCCACGUGUCAAUUCACUGAGAACGAUGCAGCAUCGUCAACAAGAAGAAGAGAAGGAACCGCAAACGCAAGGAAUGGUGAAUUUUGGUGGUUGUAAUGAGGUUUAUGUACCUUCUGUUUCCACGGUGCCGGAGAAGAAACUGACGGAGGAGGAGGUUCAGAGUGGGGCGAGAGCGAACCGGGUUGAGAAUUCUGGUUUAUUUCCAGGAAUGGGGUAUUCUAAUUCAGUUGACCCGUUUGGUUUUAGAUACCCGGUUCAACCGGUUGGAUAUGGGUUCGGGCAAUAA